Messenger RNA from Cydia fagiglandana, 853 nucleotides. Its product is annotated as protein D2-like. The transcript has a single exon. Lineage: Eukaryota; Metazoa; Arthropoda; Insecta; Lepidoptera; Tortricidae. The coding region runs from base 30 to 590 and encodes 186 amino acids. The record is from RefSeq and is a predicted model, not a curated record.
UAUUAUAAUUUUAUUGAACAAGACAUAAAAUGUCAGAUAUACAAGACAUUUUUAAGAAACACUGUGUUUUACCUGAUGUAAUAAACACAGCGCCUUCUGAGUUACUGACUAUUCGAUACAAAAGCGGUGUAAGUGUUGAGACUGGAAAAGAGCUAACUCCUACACAAGUCAAAGAAAAGCCUGAAAUUAAAUGGGCAGCUAAAGAUACAGAGUAUUAUCUUCUGGCUAUGGUUGAUCCAGAUGCACCUAGUCGAGAGAAACCGAAAUUUAGAGAGUGGCAUCAUUGGCUGGUGGGAAAUAUUCACGGCGGUGACAUGAAUAAAAGCGAAGUGUUGUCUGAUUACAUAGGAUCAGGCCCACCAAAAGGCACUGGUCUACAUCGAUACGUGUAUUUGAUCUUUAAACAACCUGAAAAGUGUGAUUAUUCGAAAAUUCCGAAAUUGCCUAGUACCUCUGGAAAAAAUAGAGGCAACUUCUCUAUUGCUAAGUUUGCUCAGCAAUUUAAGCUUGGUUCUCCCGUUGCUGGGAAUUUUUAUGUAGCUCAAUGGGAUGAUUAUGUUCCUAAACUAUAUGCAAAACUUAAAGAUUAAUUUGUUCACUUUUCGUAACAUUUCACAAAAGUUAGUGAAUGGUCUGCAUUAAAUUUAUAAGUAAAAAUACGAUUGUCUAUGGUUUCGAUCGAUAACAAUUUCCGCCUCCGCGUGACAUUCUCAUUUUUUCGGUCCGCCAUAUCGUCCGCCAUUACAUUUCUAGAGUUUGCGUAAAUUGGUCGUUGCUGUGUGCGAUCAUCAACCUACAUCGGUUAUCAGUGACAUUUUACGUGCGUCGUGUCGCAGCGUUUCGUUAAAACAAA